Messenger RNA from Necator americanus (New World hookworm), 288 nucleotides. RefSeq lists its product as uncharacterized. The record is from RefSeq and is a predicted model, not a curated record. The coding region runs from base 1 to 288 and encodes 95 amino acids. The transcript has a single exon. NCBI's taxonomy places the organism in Eukaryota, Metazoa, Nematoda, Chromadorea, Rhabditida, Ancylostomatidae.
AUGGAAAUGGUGAGUUGGCGCGCGGCCAGCACUUUGCCGGCCGCUGCUGGUCUGCGUCUCCGCGUUUCCCGUGCGCGCUUCGGAUGCGCUCGCGUCGGCGCUUCCACGUUUCCCGUGCUAUCCGCCGUCGACCCCGAAUUUUCUCGUCUUCCUCCCGACGCCGCCGCUCUCCCUCUUCGAAGGCAAAUCAAUGGAGCGCGGAAAUUUCCACAUAAAAUCGCUGCAAUCCCACCACCACCACCGCCGCCGCCACCACCGCCCGCACAGAGUCGCCGACACCGCCGGUAG